Molecule: messenger RNA, 10482 nt
Organism: Gallus gallus (chicken)
Lineage: Eukaryota; Metazoa; Chordata; Aves; Galliformes; Phasianidae
Gene: MAATS1
Product: MYCBP associated and testis expressed 1
Exons: 16
Coding region: 352-2574 (740 amino acids)
Source: RefSeq, a predicted model, not a curated record
GCCUGUUGCCCCGGUAACGGCAGGCGGCCGCCGCCAUCAAUCGCGCAGUGUCUCCGCAUCCCGCGCGCGGCCGUUGCUGCGGGGCGGCUUCCGGUCGGACUCUCCACUGCCUUCACGGUACUCCCCGCAGCAGCGGGGCUCUCCUCGCGGCCCUUACCUGCACGCGGCCCCCGGGGCGGCGGGGGGACUGGGGUGGCCAGGCCCAGCAUCCCCGCCGGGAGAGGCCGCGGCCUUCGGGUGUCCGUCUCCGCCUGUGGCGGGGGUCUGGGAGCGGGACAGCCGUGCAGCCGCUGGGGCUGGCUGCCCCUCCACGUACUGCGACUUUAGGCAAAAGUACCAAUUUUCACAAGUAUGCUUAGUAGCUUGAUCCAUUUCCCGGGCAACGGUCUGUGCUUGGAGGGCAAAGAUGCAGUGCUUCCAUUUAUUGACCGAAGAUGGAGAGGGAGGGCUCAGCAGCGCCUGAAGGCUCUUCAGCAGCUUGCAGUAGGUCAAACUUCUCUUCAGAUACCCCAAAUGGUGUAUGAAGAUCCAGAAGUUAGUGGAAGGAAUCGCUACAAAUAUUUUGCAAGACCUCUUGUCCCUCCUAAUAAGCAGCUUCCACUAGAUGUUUCUUAUGUGAUUGCAGAGACAGAGCCCAUUGUCUAUUUACCUACAAGAGACAGUGAGAUCUUUGGUCCCAAAAUACGAACUUUCGGCACACAGACCGAUUACAGGGAUGGUGAAGCCCAGACAGAUCCAUAUUCCCCUGAAUAUGUAGUUCCCAGUGGCUCAGUCCCUGAGCUUCUGAUGCUUGCUACUCUCACUUGGGGUCGGGGGCUACCAGCAGGACUAGCCGAAGUGGAGAUGAUUGAACGUGCCCGGGAAAAACGUGCAUGGGAAGCAACUCUUCCAGCCAUGGACAGUCCCUCAAACAUUGCAAAGAGGAGGAAAAUGAUGGAUGAAAUGGAGAGGAAGGAAUGGGCUUUUCGAGAACAGGAAAUAGAAAAGUUGCAAGAGAUUCGACUGGAAGUCUUUAAGAAGAUGCUACAGAGGCGAGAGGAGAAACAGACUGAGCUGGAUGCCAAGCGCUUGGAUGACCACUGGCAAAAUCAUCAGAAGAAUAAAGAAGAGAAAAUAAAAAAGAUUCAGCAUGAUUUUGCACUGAUGCUCAGGAAACUGGUAGCUAAGAGGAAGAAUGUGAUGGGGAAGCUGGAGAGACGAGAUAUCAUCAAAGAGUAUACUAACUUUGCAUCACAAACAUAUGCUCCUUUGUCUAGGAUUGGUUAUUUCCCAGAUAACCAUUCUGAACGCUACGUUGUAAAAAACUUCUACCUUAACACCUUUGCAGGUCUAUGUGAACUGGAAGCGUCUCUCCCAGAUUCUGUCACCCAAGUUGAAAUCAAAGCUCCAAAGCCUAAAACGAACAUCACUAAGACUGGAUAUGUUAAAAGAUCAGCAAGGCUAGAAGUGGACCUGGCACUGGUUCACCAGGCACUGUUGGAGAAGAAGAAUAAAGUCAAGGAGCCAAAGAAGCCUCUUCACUUCCUUAAAAAAAUAGAAAAGCCUGUCCCUCGUCCCCCCACUCCAGUUCUGGAAAGACCAUCAAUUGAGGAAGAGGAAAGAGAACUCGCAGUGAUCUGUUUGCAGAAAUUGCUCCGAGGCAGGGCUAUUCAGAACAAGAUGUUUGAAGAGAAGGAGAAGAGGCUGGAACUGAUCCGAGAGCUGCGCACCACUCAUGCACUUCAGGAGAAUGGAGAGCUGCUUCUGAAGGAACAGAAGAAAACGACCCGGGUCUUACGGCAUCAGCAUGACUUGAAAAUGCACACGCUGUCGUCAAUGGAAAGCCACUUGGCCCGGGAAGAAGGAAGGGCACUGGCAAAUAUAUUUGAUUUCCUGUCCAAAGAACUGCUGAGGCUGCAAGAAGAGCGGAGGAUCCACGCUUUUGUCAUGCUGGCUGAGAGGAUCAGGCGGAUGCGGGAAGCAGAGGAGAGUGGGCGCCGACAGGUGGAAGAGAGGCAGCGGCAGGAGGAAGAUGAGAUUUUCAGACAGGUGGUGAAAGUGCACCAGAGCACUGUUGAUUCCUACCUGGAAGACAUUAUCUUGAGUAGCAUGGAGAACACAGCUGAAGAGCAAGCAAGGGAAGAAGUUCAGAGAAUGGCUGUAGAAAUCAAUGACAUCGCUUAUGAACUGGAAAAAAGUCGAACUCACCUACAGUCAGAAGAGAUUGUAGCAGAGCUGGUUUAUGCUUUCCUGAUACCUGAGAUUGAGAAAAUGUCUAUCAGAGAAAAAGUGAGGCAGUCCCAAAGAAAACACAUCUACGCUGCUCAUCAGAUCAUCCAUGGGAGCGUGGAAGAGUUAUUGGCUGAUCCAGCACUACACCAGGAGAUGUCUGCCAGCAAGAUCAGGGGAGCUCCUCCUGCUGAGACAGCCAGCACUGCUGUGGGCAGGACAGUUGAUAGACAGGCUGCAGCUGACAGAUCUCACUCUGCCCCAGUUGUUGCACAGGAAGUGUGUAAACCUCUGCACGAAGAAAGCCCACAGGAGCCAGCGGUGAGCCCUGCUGAUGGAUCAGACAAGGAUGGCACAGCCACCUAGAGAUACGAGCACGGUGAGUUUCCCUUCCCCUCAGUGAUCUGAGCUCAGAGCAUAGGGAAACAGAAGCACAUUACAUUUACUUUUUCCAAGGCAUCCAGAAUGCAAAAUUCAUUACCUGUCCCUUCAGCUGCCCACCAGCUACGCUGUCCUGGAACCAAACAACAGUGUGACAGUCCCAGUCCAACCCCUGCACCCAAAUACCACUGGACCUCAUUAGCUAUUUUUUCUCUUCUAAUUAUUAGAGAAGCUUGGGUGAGAGACCACUGUUGGUAUUCUCAUUUGUAUUCCUGGUGCAGGCCAACAGUGAUCUGCACCUGAGCUUUUGAUGGUGCUUCCUUUUAUCAAUAACACUGAAUGACAAAAUAUUCCAGCAGUGAGAUGUACUGAGGUGAGCCCCCACACACAGCUUUUCUCAAGCACAUGCCACUGCUUGCCUUAACAGAAUAAAGCAGGGAGCAGGUUGCUGUAUCAACACCACCGCUAAUUGGCGUUGCAGUUGAACGCAACUCCCCUUUGAUGAGCUACUAACUGUGCCAGACCUUGCACCAUCUUUUCAUGUCAUGCACUUAGGAAAGGUGCCCUUGGCCUCAGCAGAGUGGCUUCUGCUAGCCAGGCAGCCUCUGUCACUAACAACCAGAGCUGCGCCUCUGUGCUUUUUCUCAUCCCGAUGGAGACCACUGUGGGAUAGUACCUCAUUUCUUAGAACAGCAUUAGUCGCUCUGCCCUUUGUCUCUGAGGGGAAUGCAGGAAGAAUGCUGGUGGUGUGCAGGCAGGGGGUGCUCAGGCUCAGGAUGCCAGCAGGCCGCAGGCACACACGCAGUGCAUCUGAGCAGGGAGCCGUCAGCUCUCCAGCACUCACCUGUCAAAACUCCCCAGGUCUCUGGGUUUAACGUCUCAAAGGUACAUUUACACCAAUCCCAACAUCAAACUCAGGCACAACCAUGACCAAACACCUCAAUGGCUUGCUUGCUCACCGUUCCUCUAGUUAUAACUUACUCAACAAAUAGCAGUAAUAGCGCUCGAUGCCAAUGCAUUGGGCUGACACCUGUGUACUUCCAGCACCUCUUUGUACCUGAUUGCCUGUGCUUUGUGCUGGGGCUGGAGAGCCACAGGCAUGGUCCAGCUCCAGCUAAUUGUGAGCAUUGCUCCGUUCCUUCAAAACCAACAGAAUCCAGGCCCACCGGGGCAUUUCUGGAAACAUUUUGCAUCACUUUUCCAUUCUGUGGACUGAAGGGAGCAAGUGGCAGAUAGAGGAGAGAGAGAAAGAGAGAGAAAAUGGAGUAUGCCUGUAGUCCUCUGAGCUGUAAAUGAGAACUGGAGAGAGGAACACUGUCGCACCACGAUGCCAUUGCCAGGCUGUCAGCCCUGGGCCAGGGGCACCGGGCAAGAAGUGGGGGGCUUGCAGCCUCUGUAAUGCUGCAAAGUCUGGCAGGAGUCAGGGAUGGGUGAUGGGUUUUGGUGAGGAUGCUGUGAGGAUGAGUGUGGCAGGGCUUAGGGACUGGGGAAAAUUCCCACCGCGUUCCUCGCUAAGCACUGGAAAGCAAAGGUAACAAAUGCAGAAACAGAAAGCAAAAUCACAGAGUGUGGGAGGAGCGGCUGUGCGGGGCAUUGGCUCCUUUGCCUCAGGCCACCUUGGACAAAUUUAGCCUGGUUGAAAGAGGGGAUAACACGAAUCACAAGAUCCGAUGUAAUAAGAGAGACAUGGAAAACUUGAUGCAGCUCAACAGGAGAACAGGAAGAGCAAGCCAACGAAGCAUUCACAGUGUUUCUGAGAUUACACGUGGAAAUAAAGAUCCUCUGUGGGGCAUGUUGUACAAUUUGUCGUGGUUACAAAGACAAGAAGCAUUCUAACAGGUGUGGGAAUGGACAUAGGGAGCAGCGUCCCUGCCUUCCCCAGGGAUGCAGCCCAGCACGGCAGCCAGGAGCAGAGAUGUGGGUGCUGCAUGCAGGCUGAGCUAAACAUGCCACGGCUUUUGGUGUGAUCUAAGGGACGCUGUCGGGGAAAAGCCCUCUUCUCCACGUGACAUUGCAUUGCAUGCAUACUGAAGGCCACGGCAAGGCUUCUGUGGAAAGCUGCUCCAGCAACUGCUUUCAGUCAUCACGCGUGGGGUUGCAGAAUGUGCUUUGAGGAAGAAAAUGAGCACAGUGAGAGGGAAUUGAGCUCAUAAAUCAAUAGCACAAGAACGCACCAUUCCCUCCUCGCAGGAACCGGAACAGCCCUGGGAGGAGCCGCAUCUGAAACAAACAGCAGAUGCCUCCAGGGCUGCACCAAUACAGCGCAGGCACCUGGAUGAUGGCGCUCAUCCUGUGCUUCCUCCAGCAGCUCCUGGGAGGAGCCUGGCAGCGCCACACAGCUCUACUGCGUCCCGAUGGGGCCUGGAGGGACCGCAGAACACAGGCUCUGCAGGGGCAGUGAGAGUGGCUGGAAAUGGGUCUCUUUGGAGUGAUAGAAUGAAGGCAGAUGGUAUCAGGUCUUCCCUGCAGCCUUGGCUCUGUGGGAGUGAGGAAAUCCUUUCACAGUAAGGACAGUUCCAACCAGCAGAAAGGCCUAUUGAUGGGAUAACAUGAAGGCAGCACACCUUUCCCCAGAUGCUUACUGACAACAAACCCACACUCCUCCAUCUCUCCCACCUCCUUUGAGAGCAGCACAGCCAUCACACAGCAGCUGCACUCCUGCUCUCUGAGCAGCACUCUCUGCUCUGGUCUCACACGGGUGCUUGGGCUCUGCCUGCUGCUUUGCUGGGCUCAGCUCAGCACACCACAGAUAUGGCCUUUGCACUCUGAAGGCUUUGCGGGGCUCAGACACAGCUAUUACUGACUCAGCCACCUCUUGGAAGUGUUCCUGCUGGAGCCUGAGAGGAGAGGCUGCUCCGGCUCCUGCUCCAACAGCAUCAUUCCCUCUCCCUUUCCUCCACCUCCUGCAGCCUGGUCCAGUCCACUUCUCUCAGCCCAUCCCCACACGCCAGAGCCCCAUCCUUUGUGUAGGGCUCAGAGCGCCCUCUUACCCUCCCCAGCAGCUGCCUCUGCGUGCCCAUCCUGGUACCCGCAGAUCAGUGCUGGGCACAGGGCCGUCCGUCCCCUUCCUUGGAGAGAGGCCAACAGUGCGCGGUGCUGCAAACUGUGCUGAGCAAUGGCAGCUGCGCAGCACAGACCCGGUGCUGUUGCUCCUGGUGACAAUGCCGGCAGUGAGCAUGAGCAACGCCGGUGCUCUGAAUGCAGAUGCAGCAACACUGAGCCAUGCUCCUAUGUAACUCCUAAAGGACAAGCACUCACCCUGAUGUCCUCCCAUACACCCACUCGGCAGCACCUGCUGGUUCACCAUUUCACCUCUCCGGCAUUUGAGAAGCAGCCGCUCCCACCAGCGCUACGAAGCUGCAUUUGCUUCUCUCUCCCUGCGCUGCUGCAGGGCUGAUCCUAAGAAUGAAAUCUUUCUUUUUUUUUUUCCUCUCUAUGAGUCAGCAACAGCCAGCAUCUGUAGUCAAAGCCCUUUGCAAACACCGUGUCGGUCCCUCACCUACUGAACCCGCCAGCCCACAUCAUUCUCCCACCUGGCCAAAUGCAAACCAUUUCUCAUCCCUGGAGAAGCCCCAGAUGUGUCAUUUCUUGCAGAGCCAGCUGCCAUUGGCAACCCAGCCUGAUCCCAGGCCUCUUAGGAAGGGGAAAGGGCUAGAACAUGCACAGUCCAAACACCACCCAGCUGGGAGCCCGCUGCAUGUCCCAAGACUGUGAACAGCAACAUCUUGAGGAACAUUUAAUGGUAUAGUUCAGGUCUACAGGUAAAACAUCUUCAAAUAAUCUGCUAUAUUCCACUCUUGCCUGGCAAAGGGCCUGACUACACAGCCAGGUUACUGAAGGGAGAGGGCAGGCACACUGCAAGUGAGGGAUGGUGGGGUUUGUCCCCCUCUCUCCUUGUCCCAGGCAUUGACUUGGAGGGCAUGAAUGAAGGUGGGUGUGCAGAAUGGGAUUGCCCCCUGCAGGUGAAAACCACCGUCAGCAGCCCUGGCACCACCUGUAUUUACACCUGAGGUGGGUGCAGGUUGGUUGGCACAAGCACACCAAUGGAAGAGAGUGCUGUAAUACACACAGCUCAGUGCUGCUUUGUGUUGGGUUGAGUGCUGACAAGAAUCUGAAGGCGGCAUGGCCAACAAGUGAGUAGACUUGAGCCCAGCUUACUGUUAGUGAAUGCCAUCCAGAGAGAUGUAGAUGAGCAGUGGGCCCAGGAGAACCUCAUGAGGUUCAACAAAGCCAAGUGCGAAGUCUUGCACCUGGGUUGAGGCUUGCUUAUCAGUACAAGCUGAGGGAUAUAAGGAUGGAGCACAGCCCUGCCAGAAGGGAACUGGAACUACUGGUGGAUGGCAGCUGGACAUGAGCCAGCAAUGUGUCCUCACAGCCCAGAAAGCCAACUGGAUCCUGGGCUGCAUCAAAAGAAGCGUGGCCAGCAGGGCGAGGGAGGUGAUCCUGCCCCUCUACUCUAUGCUGGUGGGACCUCACCUGGAGUACUGCGUCCACAUGUGGAGUCCUCAGUACAGGAGAGACGUAGACCUGUUGGAGCACAUUCAGAGGAGGGCCACAAAAAUGAUCCAAGGGAUGGAACACCUCUCCUAUGAGGACAGGCUGAGAGCUGGGGCUGUUCAGCACGGAGACAGAAGGCUCUGGGGAAACCCGAGAGCAGCCUUUGAGUAUCUAAAGGAGGGUUAUGAGAGGGAUAAAGGGGACAGGCUCUUUAUCAGGGUCUGUGGCGACAGGACAAGGGGUAAUGGUUUCAAAUUAAAACAGGGUCCUGGUCAAAGGGCAUUUGCAGUGAGGUACUCAGAGAAAACACCAGACAUCAGUGCAUGCGUUUAAAAACGAAAGCACUCAGGGGUAAUUACCCCAGAUUUCUGAGGACAGCAAUGAAGGGCAAAAUUCAAAUCAAUAAGAACUCACCGAACAGUUCCAUCAGCGACUCCACGGAGGUACAACUGGCAGCUUCCGGCACCGCUAGAGCAGAGCAGCUCCAGUCCCUGAAGCCAACAGAGGAUGGUGCUUUGGUCCCAUCCCCAUCCCCCGCCACCCGGGAGCCUGGAGCAGCCCGCGGAGCAGCGGCAGAGCCCAGCUGGAGACCUGGGGUGGCCGCCACCCGCUCCGAGGGGCUCCGUGUCAGCCCAGGUAUGGGGAGCGCCCCGAGCCCGGCUGCAGAGCUGUCACCCGGCCGCAUCCCCGAACAAAGCCAGAGGAGCCGCCGUGCAAUAUAAAUUUGUUUUUAUUGAAGCAGCAGUCACAUGACCUUGCAUCUAGCCUUUAGGAUAGCGACAGAAUGGAUUCGGCCAGGUCAGCCAGCCCAUUAAAAAAAAAAAAAAAAAAAAAAAAAAAGGAAUUUUUAUUCUUUUUUUUUUUUUUUAAUUUAUUUAUUUUCUUUUUGCGCUAAUAGACAUGUCAUGUUUAAUACACACAUUAUCCAGUACCGGAAACCCAACUCAGAGAUAGCUACGUGCUGAUUUGCUGGAGGAACGGUCCACUGGACGUGGUCUUGACAAACUUUACAAAUCACCACCAAAUAACGUUACUAAUGGGACCAAAUGAGGAAAAAGAAGAAAAAAGAAACGAUGAGUGCAGUAUUCAAAGCCAGCAGUUUACACAGGUUCUUAAGUUUGCAUCUAUAGGUGGACAGUAAAGGAAGAUCGCUUGGUUUCAAUUUGAGAUAUCGUGUCCCAGGGUUCCUCUCUCCAUCAAAUCAAACGGCAUCAGAGACAAGCUGGCACCUCUUGGAAAAGUAUCAUGGAGUAACACAGCUCAUUUAAGAAAACAUGCUUAUUUCUCAUGAUUAUUAUUAUUUUUCUAUUUUUAUUUUUAUUAUUAUCACAAAGAUUCAUGUCCACCUAUUCUCGCGGAGUGGAAAAAGGUGCGGGGGGUGAGGAACAAAGGGGCAGAGAAGGAGGAGAGGAGGAGGAAGGAAAGGGGGCAAGACUUUGAAAUAAAGACCACACACUUGGGAAUUUUCAAUUUCAUUUCCAGGCUAACCUACUUUUUAUUUAAUGCAAAUUACAGUACCAGUUAACUAUUUCCGAACCGAGUCACACAGAACAAAACGUAUUUACAAGGGGAGGGGGGGGGGAAUGGGGCGGGGGAAAUAAUAAAACAUUAAGCAUACUUUCCACAAAAAAAAAAAAGUUUAUAUUUAAAAUGAAAAACAAAAGAAAAACAUCAAAAAAAAAAAAAAAACCAAAACAAAAACAAAAAUCAGUCACAGAGGCAUUCAAGUAGUAAUAAUGUUAUACAGGUUUUGCUUUUCCUUUAAAUCAAGACAGAUUUGCACAAGUGUAUGCAAUAGUUUGUAUACAACCCACAGUCCUUAAUAUAUAUAUAUAUAUAUAUAUAUAUCUUUUAGAUUUGUUUUUAAGAUGGAAGUGGUCACACUGAUCGGUGUGUACAGGCCCAAGUGAUCCAUCAGCAACACAUCAAUGAACGCAAAUUUUACAGGCAAGCAAAUUAUAUAUAUAUAAAUAUAUUUUAUAUAUAUAUAUAUAUAUGUGCGUGUGUGUGUGUGUAUAUAUAUAUAUAUAUAAAAAAUAAAUUGAGAAAGACCAACACAAGGAAGCUACUUUUUCUCAAGCUAACCCCUUAGGUACUGUUUUCCUUUCUGGUCGUUUUGCUGUUAUUGCAGGGUCGCAAAACGAAACGAACAAGGAACAAAACGAAGAGCCCUGUGGGAAGAACCUGGGACCCAGGCGCCUCUCCCCGCCUCAGAAAGGCAGACCCGGAGCGGAGGCUCUGCGCGCUGCUGGCGCCGUCUGUCCGUCCGUCCAGAGGCUGUCUGCUUUUCGGAGUGGGGACCGACGAGCCGGGGGGUUGGAUGCGCUCACCAGCGGCACGCCACAGGCACCUGCCACUGCUGUAGGCAAAGCUUUGCUUAAAAAUAACCGGAGGAAGUGAGCAGGGAUCUGCGAUCAGCCAAUUCUCUUAUGUGAUUCGUUUGUUUUUUCCCUAGUAAGGUAGGUAAGUUAAUCAGCAUUGAGAACAGCAGUGUCUCAAUCGGGUGCCCAGAGGGGGCCCCGAUGGCCAUCGGCUCCAUCUCAGAGACCUACGCGUUGCGGAGUUGACAGGAGCACAAACAGAUGGAGACCAUACGCUGUCAAAACCAAGCCCCAGACGGAGGGAAGAGAGUAAUGGCUCUGAGCGGGCCUUCAGAAGCAACGUGACGUCAACUGACCUUUGUGUCACCAGAAAAAGUGCAGCCUCUGCUUCACCGGAAUGAACGCAAGAUGCUCCGAAAACAAAACAGCGACCUUUGGUUUGGUACAGGGUGAAGUGUUUUCCCAUUCAAGACAACCUCAGGUGGAACACUAACCAGGUAGUAAACACAAGCGGACUAACGGUAGAAACAAGGCCUUCGUGCUGGGCGCAAGAACUCAAGAGUCAUGUUCAACUUGCCAUCUUAAGAAACCAAAAGUGACUGUGGGGAGGGGAUGCGGUGAGGAGCCCCCUGCUCUGAGAGCCCCCGCAGGGCCCAGCGGCGAUGGCGGGGUCCCUUUGCCGAUGACGGCAGAGGGCCCUUCGUCUGUGACGGCGGGGGAUCCAUCAAUGAUGGCGGAGGAUCCACCACUGAUGGCGGGGGAGGCCCUUCACUGAUGGUGGGGGGAAGACGAGCAAAGCCGAGCUCAGCCGCUAGCCACAGGGCUGCCGCGGGCGAGCAAGUGGAGAACGAAACCGGUCACUGCUAGAGGGGGGCUGGGGGCAGGGGGAACCGGGGGGACGUCCAGAGCAAAGCCGUGGCUCAGGUGAGAUGGGGGCGAGGAGGGUUUCCUUUCGUUCCGCUCGGGAUCGGGGUACCACCGAAACCUGACAGCACUCCGAAUUAAAAGCGGGGAGCGGAGAUGCGGUUGUGUGGGGGGGGAUGUUGUUAAUAAAGGAGGGAAAGAAAAAAAAAAA